Molecule: messenger RNA, 1239 nt
Organism: Aspergillus affinis
Lineage: Eukaryota; Fungi; Ascomycota; Eurotiomycetes; Eurotiales; Aspergillaceae
Product: DUF2855 family protein
Exons: 2
Coding region: 1-1239 (412 amino acids)
Source: RefSeq, a predicted model, not a curated record
AUGCACAUCCAUGUCGUCUCCAAAUCUAACAACGCCGAACAUACCACUAUCUCCCUCAACCCGGCAAUUAGCCCGUUACCUCCCUCGUCCAUCCGCGUGAAACCGGAGCUAGUAAGCCUGACAUCCAACAACCUCAGUUAUGCGCGCAGCGGCCACAUUCUCCGCUGGUGGGACACCUAUCCCGUUCCAUCAAAUUCACCUGCCCCCUACAACGACCAGUCAACCUGGGGAAUCGUGCCUGCCUGGGGGUACGGCAUCGUAUUGGAGAGCACAACGUCCCUUCUGCCAGGCACGCGACUUUGGGGGUUCUGGCCCACUGCCAAUACUUCGGUUGAUCUUACCGUCACCCCGGGUCAGCCGGACGGCACAUGGAUCGAGACCAGCCCACAUAGACAGGCCCUGAUGCCGUUGUACAAUCGCUACGCUGUGGCUUACGACCAAGAAAAGGAUCGGAUGGCAUGGUCUACUGUUUUUAACGGUACUUGGCGAGCCGGAUAUUUGCUGAGCGAAUAUGUGCUGAAUCCGCUGCAGCCGAUUCACCCGCUCGGUGCCAGUGCCGGACUUCCCUGGACGGCUGAGGACGCUGAUGUCUCUUCGGCAGUGGUCAUCGCGUUGGGAGCAUCGGCUAAGACGGCGCGUUUGUUCACAUAUAAUUUUGCGAGACGGUCGGCGAAUUUACCGUUAGGAUACCUCCUCGUGAGCUCCUCCCCGGAGCCCUUGAUUUCACCUGCAGCGAGCUCGGGAUUUCCUGUGCGCGCGGUUUCUUAUGAUGAGCUGGAGAAAUCAGCCGACUGGCUAGCUGAUCGCAAGCCGACGAAACUUGUUAUCGUGGAUUUUGGGGGCAGGGGCGAUAGUUUGCGUCGACUAUGCGAGUUGAUCAAGCAUACUGAGGGCUUAAAGACCAGCAAGAGAGUAAUCAUUCAUGUUGGGGGACAACAAAAGGUCUACACGAGCGAGGAAGUGCAAGCAGCGCGAGACGCAAUGGUGGCCGAGGGCAAAAUCCAGUACAAUACAGCUGGGGUUCAGGAUACCUUGCUGCAGGGCAAUAUCCCAGACGAUUAUCUCAAUGCCGUCAACAAGCGCUGGAAUCAAUGGCUAGAUGAGCGCAACGUCGCAAUUCCCGACAUGCGCCUCGUCUGGGGUAGCGGAGUCGAUGGACCGCAGGGCAUCGACGGUGGUUGGCAGAGACUGUGUCAUGGCGACGUGGGAUCUGAAGAGGCUCUUGUGUACGAGCUGUAG